CCCUCUUGUCACAUCGACAUCCAUCUAUCCAAAGCUAGACCCUUUAAUAAUCUCCUCCUCAAUGUACAUGAGAAGAGCAUAAUCUGCUAGCUCACAGCAUCUCAUCCAUCUUCAUCCCAUUCCUCAAAUAGUGAUUCAGCAUGCCUUUAGGUUGGGAAAGAAUCAACGCCAAACGAACACAACCAAAUAACAAUAUCGUCUUCAUCAAACCCCUCCCUGGAGAAGAUCAAUCUAAAUCACAAGAAUUUCUCGAACGAAUCGCAGCACAAUGUACCCCUAUAAUGAACAAACAUCAUCUCUCCGUCGCAUCUCUCGAAGAAUAUCCCCCUAACUUAGAAUUCUGGGGUAAGGCUCUACUUUUCUUCCUGGUUCCUUGUGUAAAUGCUAAAUUCGAUAUCUAGGUCGCAACUUUAAUAACGGAGAAGUAGUCCAACUUGUUCUGAAAUCCCCCUCAACGGGAAGAUGGCUACCGUUUCAAUUUGUUCAAAUGGUCAUGAUGCAUGAAUUGGCGCAUUGUAAACAGAUGAAUCAUUCUGGGGCGUUUUGGAAAGUUCGAAAUGAGUAUUCGGCUGAGAUGAAGGGACUUUGGGAGAAGGGGUAUACGGGUGAUGGACUUUGGGGACAGGGGGUAUUGUUGAAAGAUGGUGCAUUUAUGGAAGAUCGGUUGGGUGAAGGGGAGGUAUUGCCGGAACAUUUGUGUGGUGGGACUUUUAGGUCGAGAGGAGGUGGAAAGAAGAGAAAGGCAAAACCGAAGAUUACUUAUAAGGAGCAGAAGGAGAGGAGGAUUAGGAAGAAAUUUGGUGUUAAUGGGUUGGCUUGUGAGUAUCUUGGCAGUCAUGAUUUAUUUCUUCAAAAACUAAUCUAAACAACAGUGGGUGAAGACCUUACCACCAAAAUCGCCCUCGAAAAAGGCAAAAUUAAUCUCUCCAAACCCAAAGUAGCCAACAGCAAGAGAGGAAGAGAUCUUCGCGCGGCAGCAGCAUUGGCUCGCUUCGAGAUAAAGAAACAAGAACCAGAUAUAAAAGAUGAAGAUUUAGUAACCGAUAGCGAAGCAGAAAGUGUCGACGACGAAAUAUACAUUAAGCCUGAACCAGAUGAUGCGCUUGAUCUUGAUGGAAGUAGACUUGUGGAUCAAAAAGGAAGAGGGAUGGUUAAGGUCUGUGAGGAUGAGGGUAGGGAUAAUGAAGAUUCGAAGAGGGAGUUUGAGGAGUUGAGAGGUAUGGAGAGUAUUGAAAGAUACUUUAAACCGGAUGCCAGUGGAUGUUCGAGGGUUAAGCGGGAACCGAAAGAAGAAGUAAUGUCCAAUACAGCUAAGUUAUCAAAAUCACUAAACCACCCUCAAAAUAGAAAUACCAAGGACACCCCAACCCCAAAAACCACCUCAAUCAAAAAAAAACCACCCUCCACUUCCACCUCCUCCCCAUCCAAAACAAAACCAUCUCCACCACAACCAACCUCAUCUACAACCACAGCCCCUUCCUCAUCAACCUCCCUAACCUGCACAAUCUGCUCCUUCGAAAACCCGCCCCUUUCACUCACCUGUACAAUUUGCGCUCAUGUCCUCUAUCCAGAACAUAUACAUGGGUCGUGGAAAUGUACUAGUAUGGGUUGUAAAGAGGGGAUGUAUAUUAAUGCGGGAGAUGUGGUAUUUUGCGGGAUUUGUGGGGUGAGGAGGGGUGUGUGAGGCGGUAUUGGGGAGUUGGUUUGGAAAUUUUGGGUUUUUAUUUUGGUGGGGUGGAAUGGAUUUGUGAGUUCUGUAUGAUUGGGACGAGGUUAUUAAUAUUGGGUUUGGCGUUAGGCGGGUAUGAGAUGAGGUUUUAUAUUGAAUAUGGUAUUUUAGUGAGGAAUAUUUGUUAGUUUUAGGGUGGAGUUAUAUAUGGGUAAACGUUUGUAGGAAGGCUCCUUGCCAUUAUAUCAUCACAGUGUCAAUAUAAUCCAUCCACAAAUCUACUUACAAUUUUCUUCAUUGCCCAAAAAGGUAUACACAUACCCACACCCUUCCCUCCGUCUCUCUUCCCCUUUUCCCUGUCAUCCCCCAC
Messenger RNA from Sclerotinia trifoliorum, 2039 nucleotides. The record is from the annotation of a GenBank genome assembly. Lineage: Eukaryota; Fungi; Ascomycota; Leotiomycetes; Helotiales; Sclerotiniaceae.